Molecule: messenger RNA, 492 nt
Organism: Theileria annulata
Lineage: Eukaryota; Apicomplexa; Aconoidasida; Piroplasmida; Theileriidae
Exons: 4
Coding region: 1-492 (163 amino acids)
Source: RefSeq, a predicted model, not a curated record
AUGGAUGAUGAGCAGGAUUCUACCUUUAUAAACGUCAAAACAAACACAUCUAAGCCUGAAAAGAAACACAAGAAGAAUAAAAGAGCUUUACAUGUUGAAAUAUCGGAAAAGAAUUUAGAUAAUACUACACACAAAAAAGUUUUAAAGGAAAAUAAAAUAACUAAAAAGGAUAAUAAUAAGGAUAAUUUGAACUAUGUUCGGUUAUUAAAGGAGAUUCCUCAGGUAUCUGCUUAUUAUUCCAUUAAUUCAUCACUUAGAGGAUACCUUUCCUUGGAAAACCAAGAGAUUAUACAGUUUCAGACACUUACAAUUUAUGGAGUCAAUGAAGUUGUUCUAUACAAUGAUACAGAUGAUAAGAGUUCAAAAUGGAUGGAAUAUUUUUCUCUAAAUUUGAGGUAUUUGGAAACACCUCAAUACCUAAGAAAGUUUUUAUUUCCCAUGGAUAACGGUAUUUCUAUACAUUUACACAUUUAUAUAAAUUCAUUUAUUUAA